Molecule: messenger RNA, 1076 nt
Organism: Mytilus californianus (California mussel)
Lineage: Eukaryota; Metazoa; Mollusca; Bivalvia; Mytilida; Mytilidae
Exons: 7
Coding region: 342-1076 (244 amino acids)
Source: RefSeq, a predicted model, not a curated record
ACCUGUUGUUAGUCAUAGGCAUUUGCGUAUUUUAUAUACCAGAAAGAGGAAGUUUUAGUAGCAAAUAUUUAGAUUGAAUUUACGUAAAAAUGUAUUUUCCCAAUUUCAUUUUAACUGGAGUUAUAUUAAUAUAUAGGCAAAUAUACUAUGAUAUUGUAUCUUGCCAAGAUGUCUCCAUGACACUACCGCGGACAGUACUUUUUCAGCAAGACAAACUUACGUUUGAAUGUAGUCCUUCCAAUGUACCAAGGUGGGGUGGUGUAACUCACAUCAUACUCUCCAAAAAUACAUCAACUGGUUUUCAUAACAUCGUUAGUGUUCUUCUUAAUUUUUUAUAAGAAAUGAAAACAGUCUGGACUCAAUCAGGUUUGCAGCAGCGUGCUACUGUUAUUAAGGAAUAUGUGCAUCCACUUAGCACUUCUGCUGGACUAGAGUUUGACAUCCAAGCCGAUAACGUUUUAUGUUCAGAUGAAGGAACAUAUCGCUGUAAAGUAAGUGGUACCUCAUCUAUUAACCAGCCAAUAGAGAUAGAUAUAAUUGGGACUGUACAAUUUAAAGUUGAAGCCACGAUCAAUCAGAUUCAGGUCAGUCCAAAACCAGAAAUGGAAGCAUCUUUUAGACCUAAUACAUUGAUUGAGUUGAGUUGUACAGGAACAGUAGGAAGAAAUCAUGUCGGGGUAUUAAGAUGGUGUUACAGGAGAGGUGAUAUGUUUAACUUCAAUGGUUGGCCAAAUGCCGAAGACUAUGACCAGGGAAUGUUGGUUCAGCUAGGCUGCCAGAAUAGUCAAACGUCUACAUUGAGAUACAAUGUAUCUGCCGAUUAUAGAUAUACUGAAUUCAGAUGUGAAAGUGGCGAUUCAUUUUUGCCAUGUGGAUUUUCCAAAACAAUUGCAUCCAAUAUUGUAAUAUACAGGUAUUCAGUGCCAAUACAGUCCACUACUUUAACUUCAGUAGAAACAACAGACACAGUGUCACUACCGUCCACUUCGUUAAAGUCUGUGGAAAUAAGAGAUUUAGUGUCACUACAGUCUACUUCUAUAACGACUGCGGAAACAAGAGAUGUUAUUGAUGCGUAA